Blepharisma stoltei is the source of this 666-nucleotide messenger RNA. The record is from the annotation of a GenBank genome assembly. Lineage: Eukaryota; Ciliophora; Heterotrichea; Heterotrichida; Blepharismidae.
AUGGCUUUAAGCGACGCUAAAGGAGCUCUUGUAGAUAUUCACCAAGAUCUUGAUGAAAAAAAGAAGCAUUUAUUGCUAGUCGAAGAUGUAUUUACCAUAUAGAAAGUCCAUAAUGAACUUUUAGAACUGGAAGCCAAUUUAAAAGCAGAUCUCCAAUCCCGAGUCAGAUUCGAUCAACAAAUUACAACAGAAUACCAAGAAAUAAGAAAAAAGCUAGAAAAAGAUGCUCAUCAAGAAGCAAAUAUAGCUGAAAAUACUUUUAGAUCUAUUUUUGAAGAAGCCAAAGCUAAUAUAAGCAAUUUCCAAGACAUUUUAAACGAAAAAAUCCAAAUGAGAAUUGAAGCUCAAAAGAAAUUCAACAAUCUUAGACAUGAAGCUGAACAAAUUAAAGCAAAUAUUAUACAGCAAUCGCAAAAUAGAAGAAAUAAUAUGAAGACCAGCUUUGAUCAGCUAAUGGACGAGAUGAAAAAGAAAAAACAAGAUUUAGUGACUGAAAAAGAAAAAUUAAAGCGUGACUCAGCAAAUAUUGCAGCCAGAAUUCUUGAAAAAUAUGAAGAAAUUUCAGGUAAAAUAGAAAAAGCACAUAUAGAGAAAAAAGAAGCUGGGCUUAGUCUUAUGGGAGAAAUCCAAGAAACCUUGAAAGAAACCCAUAAGCAUUUUUCUUAA